AGCUCCAGCCCCAGACAUGUCCUGCUACACCCCGUGCCGUCCCUGCCAGCCCUGCGGGCCCACCCCGCUGGCCAACAGCUGCAAUGAGCCCUGUGUCAGGCAGUGCCAGGACUCCAAUGUCUUCAUCCAACCCUCCCCCGUGGUGGUGACCCUGCCCGGGCCCAUCCUCAGCUCCUUCCCACAGAACACCGCCGUGGGAUCCUCCACCUCCGCUGCCGUUGGCAGCAUCCUCAGCUCUCAGGGAGUGCCCAUCAACUCCGGGGGCUUUGGCCUCUCUGGCCUUGGUGGUGGCUACUGUGGCAGGAGGUGCUUCCCCUGCUAA
Messenger RNA from Empidonax traillii (willow flycatcher), 322 nucleotides. Its product is annotated as feather beta keratin-like. The record is from RefSeq and is a predicted model, not a curated record. Gene Ontology annotation, molecular function: structural constituent of cytoskeleton. Gene Ontology annotation, cellular component: intermediate filament. The transcript has a single exon. Lineage: Eukaryota; Metazoa; Chordata; Aves; Passeriformes; Tyrannidae. Bases 17 to 322 code for a protein of 101 amino acids.